AAAACAGUUUUAGUAGAACGCACUGGCCUGGUGGUCUUUCUUAAGAGUCUUUCUUACAUAUUUUAAUAAACAUAUUUAUAAUAUUUAAAUAUAAGCGAAUCGGCAAACUUGAAAUUAUGAGUGACUGGGAGCACAAUAAGGAGAUACAAUUAUUUCGCGAAUAUUUGCGGAUACCGAGCGUACAUCCGGACAUUGAUUACACACCAUGUCUGGAGUUUUUACAAAGACAGGCCAGAGAUUUAGAACUACCCGUAGAAAUAUACUACCCCGGCGGUCCCAACAAGCCCAUACUUGUUAUGACAUGGCUGGGACAAGAACCUGAACUGCCAACGAUAAUGCUCAAUUCGCAUAUGGAUGUGGUGCCGGUCUAUCCGGAAAAAUGGACGCAUCCACCAUUUGCUGCCGAAAUGGACGAGGAAGGACGCAUAUUUGCACGCGGUUCACAGGAUAUGAAAUGUGUGGGCAUGCAAUAUCUGGCAGCGAUACGAGCGCUUAAAAAGAAGGGCGCCACAUUCAAGCGUACUAUACACGUCACUUUUGUGCCUGAUGAGGAAAUAAGUGGCGUUCUCGGUAUGAAAAGUUUCGUACCAACGGAUAGUUUUUGUAAAUUGAAUGUCGGUUUUUGCUUAGACGAAGGUGCGCCGACUGUAAACGAUGAGUAUAAAGUAUACUAUGCGGAAAAGACCAUAUGGUACGUGCAUUUCACUAUCAGCGGCACAACGGGGCAUGGUUCGCUAUUGCAUAAGAAUACAGCGGCUGAAAAAUUCCAAUAUAUUCUCGGUAAAAUGUUGGCGCUAAGAAAGAAGGCAGAAGAUCUCUUAGAGAGCGAUCCAACUUUGGAUCUUGGUAAUGUGAGCACCGUUAAUUUGACAGUAGUCAAGGGUGGGCUGCAGAACAAUGUUGUACCGCCUGUGAUUGAAGCAACUUUCGAUCUACGCUUGAGUAUCGAUGAAGAUUUGGAGGCACUACAACAGCAGCUCAAAGAUUGGUGUGAAGAAGCUGGCGGUGAUAUUGCAAUCAAGUUCCCUACGCAAGACAAGAAGACGCCGGCCACUGUUAUAAAUGAUACUAACCCCUUUUGGGUUGCUAUGCAAAAUGCGUUGAGAAAACUUGAUUUGAAAAUACGCCCUACAGUGCUACCCGGCGUCACUGAUAGCCGUUACGUGCGUCAAAUGAAUAUACCCGCUUUGGGCUUCUCUCCAAUGGCGCAUACACCGAUUCGGCUACAUGCUAAUGAUGAGUACUUGCAGGCAGACACCUAUUUGGAGGGUAUCCGGAUAUACGAAAAUAUACUGCCAGCCAUUGCUAAUGCUUAAACUGUAUUAGCUGACUUUCCAAAAACGAUUCCAUUUAACCUAGUGGUUAGGGGAUUUCAACAAUUUCGGGCACCAAGCCACCAUUAUAACUAAAAUAACAUGAAUAAAUUCUCUCACAUUUUAAACGUUA
This is a messenger RNA of Zeugodacus cucurbitae (melon fly), 1446 nucleotides long. RefSeq names its product aminoacylase-1. Gene Ontology annotation, cellular component: cytoplasm. Gene Ontology annotation, biological process: amino acid metabolic process. The transcript is spliced from 6 exons. Gene Ontology annotation, molecular function: aminoacylase activity. The record is from RefSeq and is a predicted model, not a curated record. Lineage: Eukaryota; Metazoa; Arthropoda; Insecta; Diptera; Tephritidae. The coding region runs from base 117 to 1316 and encodes 399 amino acids.